GACUGGCAAAUGCAUGGAGAGAAAUUUACUUGGAGACAAGGUAUGGGUUGAAAUUGAGUAUUUGAAAAUCUGAAGACUGAAGUUUCAAAAUCAAUGGAUGAAGGGCUGACGCCCGGAACAUUCACUCUCCUGCUCCUCGGAUGCUGCCUGACCUGCUGUGCUUUUCCAGCGCCACAUUUUUUGACUGACUCUCCAGCGUCUGCAGUCCUCACUUUGAUGUCAAUUUCUGACAGUCACUCAAUCCAUUGGGACCACAACAAUUUUUGACUGUGAUUUCUGUGAGAGGGAUCAACACCUUUUGGUUCCUGUUUGAGGACGUUUUCAGCAUCAGUGGGACUGGACGAGAGACCCCACUGUUGCAGCGCACGGUGUGUGGAGCCUGAAACAGUUAUAAAGCCUAGGAAGUGGAUUUCACGGUAGGGAGGGGCUCUACACGUGUCCGUGAGCAGCUGAAGCUCUGGCCAUGGAGAAACCUGAAGAAGCCCGCCCUGUGGAGAAACCGUGGAAGGGUGGUGACUGUGGGAAAGGCUUCCGUGUCCCGUCUGCCCUGGAGACUCAUCAGCAUAGUCACACCGGGGAGAGGCCAUUCCCCUGCACCGACUGCGGGAAGGCCUUCAGCACAUCCUCCCACCUGCGGACCCACAAGCGGGUCCACACGGGGGAAAGGCCCUUCACCUGCUCUCAGUGCGGGAAGGGCUUCAGUACUUCCUCCAAUCUGCUGACCCACCAGCAUGUCCACACCGGGGAGAGGCCGUUCACCUGCUCUCAAUGCGGGAAGGGCUUCACCUGCUCCUCCACCCUGCAGAGCCACCAACGGGUCCACACGGGGGAGAGGCCCUUCAGCUGCCCCGAGUGCAGGAAGGCCUUCAGCACUUCCUCCAACCUGCUGGCCCACCAGCGGGUCCACACCGGGGAAAGGCCAUUCACCUGCUCUCAGUGCGGGAAGGGCUUCACCUGCUCCUCCCGCCUGCGAAGCCACCAGCAUGUGCACACAAGGGAGAGGCCCUUCAGCUGCACCACGUGUGGGAAGGGCUUCACUUGCUCCUCCACCCUGCGGAACCACCAGCGUGUCCACACCGGGGAGAGGCCGUUCACCUGCUCUCAGUGCGGGAAGGGCUUCACUUACUCCUCCACCCUGCGGAACCACCAACGUGUCCACAUGGGGGAGAAGCCCUUCAGCUGCCCCGAGUGUGGGAAGGGCUUCACCUGCUCCUCCACCCUCCAGACCCACCAGCGUGUCCACAUGGGGGAGAGGCCCUUCAGCUGCUCUCAGUGCGGGAAGGCCUUUACCCAUGUCUUCUCCCUGAUGAGGCACCAGCGGAUCCACACGGGGGAGAGGCCUUUCAGCUGCGCAGAGUGCGGGAAGGCCUUUACCCAGGCCUCCACCCUGCUGACCCACCAGCGGGUCCACACGGGGGAGAGGCCCUUCAGCUGCCCAGAGUGUGGGAAGGCCUUUACCCAGGCCUCCAACCUGCUGACCCACCAGCGGGUCCACACCGGGGAGAGGCCAUUCACCUGCUCUCAGUGCGGGAAGGGCUUCAGGUAUUCCUCCCACCUGCUGAUCCACCAGCGGGUCCACACGGGGGAGAGGCCCUUCAGCUGCCCCGAGUGCGGGAAGGGCUUUAGCACAUCCACCAUCCUGCUGAGGCACCAGCGGAUCCACACCGGGGAGAGGCCGUUCAUCUGCUCUCAGUGCGGGAAGGGCUUCACCUACUCCUGCAACCUGCGGAAGCACCAGCGAGUUCACUCACUCAAUCCAUCGGGACCACAACAAUUUAUGACUGUGAUUUCUGUGAGAGGGAUCAACGCUUUUUGGUUCCUGUUUGAGGACGUUUUCAGCAUCAGGUGGGACUGGACGAGAGACCCCACUGUUGCAGCGCACUGUGUGUGGAGCCUGAAACAGUUAUACGGCCUGGGAAGGGGAUUUCACGGCAGAGAGGGACUCUACACGUGUUUGUGUGCAGCUGAAGCUGUGGCCAUGGAGAAAGCUGAGGAAUCCCGCCCUGUGGAGAAACCGUGGAAGUGUGGUGACUGUGGGAAAGGCUUCCGUGUCCCAUCUGCCCUGGAGACUCAUCGACGCAGUCACACCGGGGAGAGGCCAUUCCCCUGCACCGAGUGCGGGAAAGCCUUCAGACAUUCCUCCCACCUGCUGGCCCACCAGCGGGGCCACACGGGGGAAAGGCCCUUCAGCUGCCCAGAUUGUGGGAAGGCCUUCAUAUAUUUCUCUGCCCUGUUGGCCCAUGGGCGGAUCCACACAGGAGAGAGGCCUUUCAGCUGCCCUGAGUGUGGGAAGGCCUUCAGGUCUUCCGCCACCCUGCGGACCCACCAGCGUUUCCACGCGGGGGAAAGGCCGUUCAGCUGCACCGAGUGCGGGAAGGCCUUCAGGUAUUCCUCCACCCUGCUGAGCCACCAGCGUGUCCACACGGGGCAGAGGCCCUUCAGCUGCCCUGAGUGCGGGAAGGCCUUUACCCAUGUCUCCGCCCUGCGGACCCACCGGCGUGUCCACACCGGGGAGAGACCCUUUAGCUGCCCUGAGUGCGUGAAGGCCUUUACCGACAUCUCCUCCCUGAUGAGGCACCAGCGGGUCCACACCGGAGAAAGGCCCUUCACCUGCCCCGAGUGUGGGAAGGCCUUUAGCAACACCUCCUCCCUGAUGAGGCACCAGCGGAUCCACACAGGGGAGAGGCCCUUUACCUGCUCUCAGUGCGGGAAGGCCUUCAGCAGUUCCUCCACGCUGCUGACCCACCAGCGGGUCCACACCGGGGAGAGACCGUACACCUGCCCUCAGUGCGGGAAGGGCUUUACCUGCUCCUCCAACCUGCGGAGCCACCAGCAGAUCCACACCGGGGAGAGGCCCUUCAGCUGUCCAGAGUGUGGGAAGGCCUUUCGUGAUUCCUCCACCCUGCUGAUCCACCAGCGAAUCCACACGGGGGAGAGGCCCUUCAGCUGCCCAGAGUGCGGGAAGGCCUUUACCCAGGCCUCCACCCUGCUGAGGCACCAGCGUGUCCGCACGGGGGCAAGGCCCUUCAGUUGCCCUGAGUGCGGGAAGGCCUUCAGCGAUUCCUCCACCCUGCGGAGCCACCAGCAUGUCCACACAGGGCAGAGGCCCUUCAGCUGCUCUCAGUGCGGGAAGGCUUUUACCCACGUCUCCUCCCUGCUGACCCACCAGCGUAUCCACACGGGGGAGAGGCCCUUCAGCUGCCCAGAGUGCGGGAAGGCCUUUACUCAGGUCUCCACCCUGCUGAGGCACCAGCAGGUCCACACCGGGGAGAGGCCCUUCAGCUGCCCCGAGUGCGGGAAGGCCUUCAGCAAUUCCUCCGCCCUGCUUACCCACCAGCAUGUCCACACGGGGGAGAGCCCCUUCAGCUGCCCAGAGUGCGGGAAGGCCUUUACCCAGGCCUCCACCCUGCUGAGGCACCAGCGUGUCCACACGGGGGAAAGGCCCUUCAGCUGCCCUGAGUGUAGGAAGGCCUUCAGCGAUUCCUCCACCCUGCGGAGUCACCAGCGGGUCCACACCGGGGAGAGGCCGUUCACCUGCUCUCAGUGCGGGAAGGGCUUCAUCUGCUCUUCCAACCUGCGGAGACAUCGGCAUGUCCACACGGGGGAGAAGCCCUUCAGCUGCCCCGAGUGUGGGAAGGCCUUCAGCAAUUCCUCCGCCCUGCUGGCCCACCAGCGGGUCCACACUGGGGAGAGGCCGUUCACCUGCUCUCAGUGUGAGAAGGGCUUCACCUGCUCCUCCACCCUGCAGAGCCACCAGCGGAUCCACACGGGGGAGAGGCCCUUCAGCUGUGCUCAGUGUGGGAAGGGCUUCACCUGCUCCUCCCAUCUGCAGACCCACCAGCGGAUCCACACGGGGGAGAGGCCGUUCAGCUGCUCAGAGUGCGGGAAGGCUUUUACCCAGGUCUCCACCCUGCUGAGGCACCAGCGUGUCCACACCAGGGAGAUGUCCUUCAGCUGCCCCGGAGGUGGGAAGGCCUUCAGUGAUUCCUCCACCCUGCUGACCCACCGGCGGGUCCACACCGGGGAGAGGCCAUUCACCUGCUCUCAGUGUGGGAAGGGCUUCAGGUAUUCCUCCCACUUGCUGACCCACUGGAGGGUCCACACGGGGGAGAAGCCCUUCAGCUGCCCCGAGUGUGGGAAGGCCUUCAGCACAUCUUCCUCCCUGCUGAGGCACCAGCGGAUCCACACCGGGGAGAGGCCGUUCAUCUGCUCUCAGUGCGGGAAGGGCUUCACUUACUCCUCCCAACUGCGGAGCCACCAGCCAGUUCACGUGCCUUCACAGGGGGAUUGAAGGAGUGACGGCCGAGUCCCAUUAUCGAUUGGAAUAUCAACCCAGUUCCGGAGAUUCCCAGGUUUGAAUCCCGCCACGACAGAUGGCAGAAUUGGUAUACGGUCAGAAAUGUGGAGUUUGGAAUCUAACGAUGAGACCAUUUCAGAGAGGGGGUGGUGCAGGGGAGAAAGCCCCCAUCUGAUUCCCUCUCUCCCUUGUUAGGGAAGGGAACCGCCAUUGUGGGAAAGGAUACACUCAGUCGUUCCAGCUGCAUCCUUUACCCGGUCUGGCCUACACGUGACUCCAGACCCACAGCAGUCUGGUUGACUCUACACUGCCCUCUCCACACUGGCAAAGGAGCGGGGAGAAACUUACUUGGAGACAGGGUAUGGGUUGAAAUUGUUGAGUGAGGCAAUACUUCCUCCGGGUUACGGCUGUACCAAGGAUCCAAUUACAAAGGGACAACUUGGUGCUGACCAAUAGUAAAGACAGUGAGGAGGGGACAGGGGAGGUGUGGUGUGUGCACUUUCACCUUGAGCUGUUCAAAAAGCAACUACUUUUUCUCUGCCUUUUUGC
Messenger RNA from Hemiscyllium ocellatum (epaulette shark), 4846 nucleotides. Its product is annotated as zinc finger protein 850-like. The transcript is spliced from 5 exons. The record is from RefSeq and is a predicted model, not a curated record. Gene Ontology annotation, biological process: regulation of transcription by RNA polymerase II. Bases 464 to 4291 code for a protein of 1275 amino acids. Gene Ontology annotation, molecular function: DNA-binding transcription factor activity, RNA polymerase II-specific; RNA polymerase II cis-regulatory region sequence-specific DNA binding. NCBI's taxonomy places the organism in Eukaryota, Metazoa, Chordata, Chondrichthyes, Orectolobiformes, Hemiscylliidae.